GUGAUCUAGACCACUCCCUUUAAAAUGGCUGCCUUAAGGAAAGCUAAAAGAAUAGGGAAAAGAGCCUCCAAGUUUCAGUACUGUGUGACCUACCAAUCAGUAAUGAUAGAAUGUACUAACGAUAAGUGGACACCUCACAUGAUCAGUAUUGCUUUUCAUAGAAGAGGUAGAAGAAUUCUCUCUAAAAUAUUGCCAUGGUUGCCAUCUCCUGAUAAUAAGUUACGUGGUGUUGCUGUAUGGCCCGAACCUGAAGCCAUUGAAGCCCCAAUCACUCUUUAUAAAGGUCAAAAAGAUAAGUCUUAUGAAACAAAGGAAUGGGAAUUCUCAGUUAUAAAUGUUGACAGGCAUGGUCACAGAAAGGUCCUGGCCAGUGUCCCCAUUAAUGUGGUCCAAUAUGCAUCAGCCCUUCCUUUCGAUCAGGAGGUUAAACUGCUACUCAAGUCUGUGUCUGUCAAAGUAAAGAAAGUUCAUUUGGAAAUGUCAAUUUCAUCAGUUUUACUUAAAGAAGGCAAAGCAACUGACGAUGACAUGAUCAGUAUUGCCAGUAUGAUGAGUGUGUCUAAUUUAUCAACAAUCGGUAAUCUUGAAGAUGAAGAUGAAUUCACAAUUACUAGAUUUGGGACUGGUCGCUCUAUAUCUCCAGUAACCAGUAAUGAUCCAAUUCCUUCACUGGAAGAGCUCCUUGAAUGGUCACAAAAUGUCACUAAAGGUUAUAGCAAUGUUGAUAUCUCUAACAUGACCACUUCAUGGAAGAAUGGACUUGCUUUCUGUGCAAUUAUACAUCACUACAGACCUGAUUUAAUUGAAUUUUAUCAGUUAACUCCAAACAGCAUCAAAGAGAACAACAGAUUAGCAUUCACCAUAGCCAGUGAAUUGGGUAUAUUCUGUCCACUUACUCCUAACAUGAUGCUACUUACUGAUGUCCCUGAUAAGCUAGCAGUCUCUUCUUUUGUGUAUCAAAUGUACAAUUACUUCACUAGGCAUGUGCAUUCUGCUGUAUUUAAGCCACACCUACCUCGUCAAUCUCCCUCUCCUGUCUCUCCUAGUUUGUUUGAUAUCUCAAAGUUUGAGGAAUUGUCUUUAAGCAUCUCUUCAAUCUCUCCAUCCUCGAAGACCACCACCGCUAAUCCAUACUCUAAGUAUUCGCAUCAGACUACUGAUCAACCCACACCUCCUGUGUCUACUGUGACCACACCUCCUGUGUCUACUGUGGCCACACCUCCUAUGUCUACUGUGACCACACCUCCUGUGUCUACUGUGACCACACCUCCUGUGUCUACUGUGACCACACCUCCUGUGUCUACUGUGACCAUACCUCCUGUGUCUACUGUGACCACACCUCCUGUGUCUACAGUGGCCACACCUUCUACGUCUUCUGUGGCCACACCUCUUGAUACUUGUUCAGCCACAUCUGGAAAUGAUCAUAAGGAGAAUAGUGUAACCACUCUUGAUAUACAUGUAGAUAUGACUGAACCCUCCACUAGUGAAGAAUCUGAUAUUGUUUCACUAGAGUCUAAGCCACACCCACAGGAACAAGAUCGUCCUUCACGUUCAUCACUGGCUGCAAUCAAACCAAUGGAAGGAAAACCAGAUAAGAGCAGAAGAGCAAGUCUUCCUGCUAUAUCUCCUACAGAAGAUAAAAGCGAGUUAUAUCGUAAACAAGCUCAGGCUAUGAUGAAAAGAGUUGGUAUUCAGAAGCCAACAACUUUUGAUGCUUUGUCCGAAUCAACAAAACGAAAACUAGAAAAAGCUCGUCAAAAAUCUCACGGGUCUUUGACACCUAGUAACCUGUCUCCUAGCAACCUACGUCCUAGCAACCAGCCUCCUAGUAACAGCAGCAGAGUUCUAUCCAGCUGUAAGUCUGAUUCCAAACUACUGACAGUAGAACUAGCAAAAGAGAAUGAAGACACUGAGCAAUCAGGAGAGGUUGGAACAGGAGAGGUUGGAACAGGAGAUGUUGGAACAGGAGAGGUCGAGACAGGAGAGGUUAUAGUGAAGCAGAAACAAGAGAGACUUAAAUUAUUAGCUCCUUCAAGUAAACCAUCACGAGCAGCUAAAAUAAUGUCAUUACAACCACCAACUAACACUGAUACUAACACUGAUACUAACACUGAUACUAACCCUGAUACUAACACUGAUUUUGCAGAAUCAACUGAUUCAACUGAUGUACAGAAACCUCUCAAUGACACUGAUAGUGUAUCUGCUUGGAAAAACCACGAAAGAGACCUCAAUAAAGAUAUACUGCAAAGUCAAAGUGAUUAUGUGAAGACUGAACUGAUUCUACUUCAGGGCCAACUGCAGCCAUUACAAGAGAGGAGCACUACCAUUGAGACUGAGAUUAGGGAGGCCAUGAGUAGAGGUGAUGAUAAAAAAGAGGAGCUCCUUACUGUUGAAUAUUUUAAAGUGUUAAACGAAAAGAAUUCAUUAAUUAAGAAACAAAUUGAACUGAAUCUAUUAGAGAAAGAAGAGGAUUUAGAAAAACGUCAGUUCUUUAUAAAUAGAGAAUUACGACCACUAGCUGCAAUGACAGAUGAAGAGAAGACUAAAGAACAAAAAGAAAGAGAAGAGGAAUUGAUUAAAGAAUUAGUUGAAUUAAUUAAUGAACGAGAUUGGCUUGAUCAACGACUCACUAACACUACACAACCAAUCAGUGUGGAAUGCACUAAUGAAAAAGAAAUUGAGUCAACAAAAAGACGAUCAUCAUUAUCAAAGAAACUGUCUUUAGAGAGAAGAGACAACAAAGAAUGUGCUAUAUCCUAAUUAUUAAUAAUAACAACUGAUUAUUGUAAGAUAUUUGUACAGUUAUUUGUCCAUUAAUAAACAACUGAAUAAAUAAUGAAUAUUGUAAUGUAAGUUAUUUGUACUGUA
Amphimedon queenslandica is the source of this 2868-nucleotide messenger RNA. RefSeq names its product EH domain-binding protein 1-like. Gene Ontology annotation, molecular function: protein binding. The transcript has 17 exons. Lineage: Eukaryota; Metazoa; Porifera; Demospongiae; Haplosclerida; Niphatidae. The coding region runs from base 25 to 2760 and encodes 911 amino acids. The record is from RefSeq and is a predicted model, not a curated record.